AUGGAUAAUAAUCAGAAGGAACAGAAUUUUAAGAGGCGCAAGGUUGUUGAUGCCAAGUAUGCCGAGAAGAUUUGGAAGAAAUUGGAGCAUGCUAUCAAUGAAAUUUACAAUCACAAUGGUAGGCUUCUUAGUUACCAUGAGCUCCAGAGAGAUGCAUAUGAUAUGGUAUUGCACAACUUUGGCGAGAUGCUGUAUACAGGGGUAGAGUCCACUAUGACUAACCGCCUAAGGGAGAUUUCAAAACGUUUAGAAGAGGCCGAAGGUGAUUUGUUUCUGGAGGAAGUCUACAGAAAUUGGGUUAAGAAUAGGACAGUGUUGCUGGUGAUCCAUGACAUUCUGAGGUACAUGGACAGGACUUAUAUUCCAGAUAACCAUAAAACUCCUGUACGUGAGCUUGGCAUGGACCUUUGGAGGGACAUCGUUUUACAGUCCCCUAAAAUUAAGACCAGGCUUUUGGAUACGCCAGGCUUAGUGAAUAUGCUUAUGGAUGACAAGCUUGAGGACCUGGGAAGAAUGUAUAAUUUGUUUCGCGGGGUUCCUGAUGGUCUUUCAACGAUGGAGGCCGUGAUGACUUCUCACCUCAGAGAAACCGGUGAACAGCUUGUUACUGAUAUGGAAAGGUCAAGAAAUCCUGUCAAGUUUGUUAAGUUCCUCUUGGAUGUCAAGGAGAAAUAUGAUCAAAUAAUAUAUCUGGCAUUUUGCGAUGAUAAGACAUUUCAAAAUGGUUUUGAUUCGUCGUUUGAAAGCAUCUUUAAUCUGAAUCCUCACACCGCUAAAUUCAUCUCUUUGUUUUUGGAUUAUACAUUGAGGAAAGGUCUGAAGGCAGUCAGUGAGGAGAAUGUUGAGGCUGCUCUUAACAAGAUAGUGGUGCUCCUCCGUUACUUAAAGGAGAAAGAUGUUUUUGAGAAAUACUAUAAGCAACACUUAGCUCAACGGCUGUUGUCAGCAAAAACUGUUUCUUACAAUGCUGAGAGAAGUCUGAUUGUUAUGCUAAAGACUGAAUGUGGAUAUCAGUUCACUUUAAAAGCAGAAAGAAUGCUCGCGGACAUGAUAACCUCUCAAGAACCAAUGCUGGGGUUCUAUUGGGCCCAUGAUGCUGAGCUGGUAGACAGCCCUACAUUGGUAGUCCAAGUUCUGACCACAGGGUCAUGGCCUCCCCAGCCCACUGUCACUUGCAACCUGCCAGCUGAAAUGUCAGCUCUCUGUAAGAAGUUCCGCUCUUAUUAUCUAGGAAUUCAUGCAGGCCGUAGAUUGUCUUGGCAAACUAACAUGGGCACAGCUGUCUUGAAGGCAAUCUUUGGGAAGGGGCAAGAGCAUCAGUUGACUGUAUCCACUUAUCAGAUGUGUGUCCUCAUGAUGUUCAAUAAUGCUGAUCAGUAUAGCUAUAGAGAGAUCCAGGAGGCUACAGAGAUCCCUCCAUCAGACUUGAAGAGGAGCCUGCACUCCUUGGCUUGUGUCGAGGGAAAGAAUGUACUGAAAAAAGAUCCGGAGACCAAGGAUGUCAGUGAGGGGGAUUUAUUUUCCGUGAAUGAAAAUUUCACUGGCAAAAGUUACAAACUAACUAUAAGAACUGUUUCAGCUGAAAAGGAAUCUGAUCCUAAGAAAGUAGAGAUAAGGCAGAUAGUGGAGAAUAACCGAAAGCAUCAUAUUGAUGCUGCAAUAGUACGAAUAAUGAAAUCAAGGCGAGUGCUGGAUCAUACUGAUAUCAUCGCGGAGGUCACAGAGCAUCUGCAGCCAAGAUUCCUGGCAGACCCUAUAGUGAUUGGAAGAAGAAUUGAGAGUUUGAUUGAGCGUGAAUAUUUGGAAAGGGAUGGCACUCAAAGAAACUUGUACCGAUAUCUUGCCUGAGUCUGCAACUUUAGGAUAUUACCAGAUAUCUUGAACUCAUCUUUAUUUACUGUUGGAGUAUAGUACUCUGAAUAUAUUUCCUUUUAAACCAUAAAUUUGUCUUUUUUUGAAUAUUUGCGAUCUGUAAAGGAUAAAUGCUUGCUUAUU
Messenger RNA from Daucus carota subsp. sativus, 1995 nucleotides. Its product is annotated as cullin-3B-like. Gene Ontology annotation, cellular component: cullin-RING ubiquitin ligase complex. The transcript is spliced from 2 exons. Gene Ontology annotation, molecular function: ubiquitin protein ligase binding. NCBI's taxonomy places the organism in Eukaryota, Viridiplantae, Streptophyta, Magnoliopsida, Apiales, Apiaceae. The coding region runs from base 1 to 1848 and encodes 615 amino acids. Gene Ontology annotation, biological process: ubiquitin-dependent protein catabolic process; protein ubiquitination. The record is from RefSeq and is a predicted model, not a curated record.